GAGAACAACCCGGAAGCGGGAAAUUUGAAAAAAUAUUCACGGAAACAGGUUCUCAGGUCUGCCUUUGAUCAAUGCUGAUUUGAAAAGUGCUGCAGGAUUUGAAAUGAGCUCACUGUUGUACUUAGGGGUCUUGGCUACUGCAGUCCAUUUUGAGUAGGUUUCAGCCACUGGGAGAAGCUGGAAUUGUUUGAAAGGGGUCCCAUCUCCUUGGUUGCAACUGGAUCUUAAGGCCUGAUGUCUCCUUUCCAGCCUAGCCUAGGAUGCCCUUGUACUCCUGAGAGAAGCAGGCAAUAAUACUACAGAAGGGGAUGAUAUGGAUCACUUAAAUAGCUAUCACUGGCUGGAGGAUGGAGUGAACUUUAUUUGAAAACCAGCUGCCAGUGAUCAACUCUACACCUCAAUGGCUCGAGAGUUUCAGCGAAAGCACACAACAGGAGGCAACACCAUAGGAGGCAACACCAUAGAAGAGCAGAGGGCGCGUUGGGAAAGGAAGAGGAUUCGAACUGCUAAAGAGUUGAUUGAGACUGAGCAGAGGUACUUCGAACAGCUGGAACUAGUUGUGGUGUAUUUUAUAGAAAUUUUAAAAGCAAAGGGGACCCUGCAGCCAGGUGUUCGAGAUGCCAUAUUUUGCACUUUAAAGGCCAUCCAUUCAGUAAAUAGGACGUUACUGAGUAAUCUUGAAAAUGGCAAGUUUGGAUUGGCCUUUGACCUCUUCUGCUCUCACCUUCAUCUUUAUAUCACUUACACAGACAAUAUGGAGCAGGCUGUCAAAGUCCUACAGGAACAAAUUAGGAAAAAUAAGCAAUUUGUACGUUUUAAGAGGCUCCAAGAAUCUAGACCAGAAUUCCAAGGGUUGAAACUGGAGGAUUUGCUCCCACUGCCGCGUAAGCGGGUUUAUCAGUACAAGCAUUUGUUGCGAGAUCUAAUCGAAAACACCAGCCCUGACAGUCCUGAAUUUCAACAGCUCACAAAUGCGGUAAAAGCAGUUUCUGAAGUUUCUCGGCACGUUGAAGACCGGGCCCGGAGCCACGAGAACCACCUGCAGAUGCUGAGAGUGCAGAAAGUGCUAAAAGGAAGGUGGAGCAAGGUGUUAGCUCCAGGAAGGAAAUAUAUUCGAGAGGGCUGGCUGACAAUUGUGCCUUCUAAGGGUGAGGAUUUAAAGCACAAAAUGUUCUUCCUGUUUUCUGACAUCCUCCUGAUGGCCAAGCCUUGUCACCCACUCCACCCAGUGCAUUCUGACAAAUUUGCCUGGCAGAAGACCUAUCCCUUGAUCGAGGGCACCGUAGAGAAAGUCUUUGGACACACCAAGAGUCAGGGGGGGCUUAUUAACCUAACUUUUCCUGAGGAGAAGCUCCUUGUGAUGUCGAAUGACCAGGAGGACAUCAAUGACUGGUACCGGUGCCUGUCUGCUGCCAUCGGACAGUUGAGGUCCCGGUCUGCCUUCGUACUGAGGAAGGAUAAUCUAGCAAGGAGGCCCUUACGGUCGGACAGAAAUACAACACCAGAGGAAACCUACCUGACCCCCUCACAAAGUGGAAACAAGAGAAGCUUGGACCAUGACCAACACCAGGUAAAGAACAUGAAUGCAAACAGCCAGCCGAUACAUGAAGGGACAGCUGUGAAGCGAAUCCGACUGGAGACAAACUCCACGAUGAGGCACGAGGAUGCUGGCCCCAGCGUGGAGCAGACGGGCACCAACUGUACCAUUCUGUAACGUGAUUGUGGAGCAGCAAGAACUGGCCUCCAUCACGUGUGAGGAGGGCUUCUGUUUAUUUUUGGAAUUAUAAGCAUGCAAUGGGUUCCUCACAAUCAUGAUCACAUGACCAGUUUGAAAUAAUAACGCAGACGUUGAAAGCUGAAUAGAUGGCUUGAAAGGAACUGAAAAAUUUGACCUGAGUCAAGAGGAAUCUGCUGAUUCCGAUGCUUUUGUUUCUGGGACUCGGUACCCGAUCCAUGCCGGAAGGCUGAGAGGGAGUGAGGGGUAACCAGGCAGCUGGUCUUAAUAUCCAUGCUGUCUCCCUGUUCAUUCCUGGUUGACCUGUCAGACUGGCCUUGAGCACUGAGCAUUUCAGGGCUCUCUGAUGUUUGUUUCGUUGCUGCCUGGUUGAAUCUCUCCUGCCCGGAUAUCUGGGAGGAGCUGUGGACUUUGCUGCUGGUUACACCCAAAAAAGGGAAAGAAGAACGUUUCUGUCACCCAUUUAAGCAAUGACCCAAUUAACAGGAAUUUGGAUGGCUGGGCUGCAUUUCCCACGCACCCUCCCAGUUACAAGCGUGAACCAAUUUGAUUAUGAAAGGGUAUAAGGUGUAUAGCAUCCCAUUGAACUUGGAGAUGAGUAGUCUGGAAAUCGGGGGGGGGGCGCAUUUGGGGUGAGUGGUGGUCUUGAAAUCAGGUCAAACAUGCUCCACAUGGAGAAUGAUGUGCUAAGACUAUAAUCAGAAGUCAGUGUGGUAUUACUUGUCUAUUUUAUGUCAAUAAGCUGUUGUUGAACAUUACACUUUUGCUCCUACCUUUGCAGAAUUGGAGUCAAACCAUUAACAAUAGUUUUGAAGAGAAAGUCAAGUGAGGUAUUGACUAGCUUCAAUUUGCUGUCAUAUCACGGGGUCAUAUGCUCAUCCCACACCGAGCUUUUCGGGUUUCCUGACCUGCAUUUACAGCACUUCAACAGUACCAUUUGCUCAAUUAUUGGAAGCUUUUUCAAGUGAAACUUUUGAUUAAUUACUUGACAUUGUCAUCGUGUAGCCUCUGACUGUUCUGUUGAGGAACUAAUUCAAAGAUUUUGGAAAAAAAGAGUUUGGUUUGUCCCAUUGAAAAUGCCAAAUGUACUUGUAUUUAAUAAGCAUUCUCUAAGUGUCCAUUCUGAGAGCCAGAGUAAAUACUCGUCAAUCGCCACACGCAAGUCUUAAUUAAUGGAGUAAUUGCUUUAUGUGCUCUCAAUUUUCGCACCGAUUUUAUUCAUCCUAAUUGUAUAAUGAUCCUGCCUCAGUGAUUGGCAGAAUAAUGAAUAAUUUGCAAAGCAUAAU
This is a messenger RNA of Hemiscyllium ocellatum (epaulette shark), 3021 nucleotides long. It is a transcript of the gene arhgef39, whose product is annotated as Rho guanine nucleotide exchange factor (GEF) 39. The coding region runs from base 401 to 1714 and encodes 437 amino acids. The transcript has 13 exons. The record is from RefSeq and is a predicted model, not a curated record. Gene Ontology annotation, biological process: positive regulation of cell migration. Gene Ontology annotation, molecular function: guanyl-nucleotide exchange factor activity. Lineage: Eukaryota; Metazoa; Chordata; Chondrichthyes; Orectolobiformes; Hemiscylliidae. Gene Ontology annotation, cellular component: plasma membrane.